AUGCGUAGCGCAAAGUUACAAGCUGCGUUGGUGAAGCGUCGUGAAGCUGAACAAAUAAAGUAUCAAAAAUCGGCCGCCGUAGAACGAUAUUAUGAUCAGUGGGGACGCAUAACAAGUCGCUACGAAUCAUGGACAACGCCGCAGUACUACCGGGAAGCGGAACAAGCGCUCAGAAAGCGGGAGGAUGAAAAGAAGAAACAAGAAGCACUGGAAUCCAAGCGCAACCGGCUGAAAGACUUACUGAAGAAGGAAAAUGAACAGUUGCAAAAGGAGAUGGAAAAUGUAUCCCGACCAAAACCAAAAGCCGUGUCAACCGAAAUCUUGGAAGGGAUCCGAUCGCGACUACACAGCGCGGAAGAGGCCAAAAAGCGCAUCGAUCUCGAGGCAAAUUUGUACAGCAAGUGGCGCCUGGGCUUCGAUAAGGACGCAAUCAUCAUGGACUCCAAAACGACCCAUCAAGCCAUGGCUAAGCUGAAUUGGAUCGAUCGUCAGGUGGAGCUACAGCUGCAGGACGACAAGGAUCGUCGCGAGCAGCAGGAGCGUGAACUGAAGCUGUGCGAAGAAGCCCGUCGGCGUGAGGAGCUUUUGCUGGAAAAGAAUCGAAUGCGUGAGCAGGAAUUAAAAGAGCUUCGCAGCAUGCAGGAAGUGCACAUGGCCGAACUGAAAUCCCGCGAACAGGAAGCUAACGAGCUGAAGAUGUACGAGGUGCGAUUGAAGACGAAGAAGGAAGAGAUGGCUACGGAGCUAGAGCAGCUGCGCGUCUACAACGAUCUUCGGCGCGAUCGUGUAGUUGCGAUGCAUAACUUGAGGCGCAUUAAAAUGCUACUCCGCGAACGUUCCGAGGCGGUGCGCAAUGACCUGCAGCAUGACAUACAGCUACUGCAGCGGAUCAGCAUCGAUAAUCCCGUGUCGUCGGAUAGCGCCGAAGGUAUCGAAUAUCUGCGUCGAAAGUUUCAGCUCCAGCACGAUCUCGAGAUGGAGCAACAGAUGACCAUUGAAAAUAUGUACGAAUCGGAGGCAAAACAUAACCUGUCGAAAUGUGAAGACAAAUGGAACAGUGAAGCGAUCAUACGAGAGCAGCAGUUGCGCUGCCUGCUGGAGGAUCGGUUAAUGGACUUUGAGACGAAACUGGUCGAGUGUGCGCAAAGGCAACGGGAACUCAUCGAGGUCCGUGAGCAGCAUAUCAAAGCCAUCGAAGGAGCCAAUCAAAGACUGAAGGAGCUGAUGUCGGAUAAGUCGCGGGAUGAGUUCGUUACCUCGUCGAACAAUAGCCAGUUGCGGGAUCUGCUUGUGGAGCGUGAUGGUGGUGGUGGUGGUGGAGGUGACAGUGGGAAACAGAUCCAGAAGCGACCCUCAACACAGAGCUCGCAACGCAGUAGUACAUUCAGUAGCAUUUUCCCAUUUGAUGACCAUUUUAGCGGGUACAAGCUUACUGAAAAUCGGUCCUAUACUGGGAGAGACAGUGAGGCACCUGCCGAAGGACUGAGCGCACCCCGAUUUGGGAAGAAAAAAGUGGCCUGGUGCUAG
This is a messenger RNA of Anopheles marshallii, 1527 nucleotides long. RefSeq names its product trichohyalin. The record is from RefSeq and is a predicted model, not a curated record. The coding region runs from base 1 to 1527 and encodes 508 amino acids. The transcript is spliced from 2 exons. Gene Ontology annotation, biological process: apoptotic process. NCBI's taxonomy places the organism in Eukaryota, Metazoa, Arthropoda, Insecta, Diptera, Culicidae. Gene Ontology annotation, cellular component: keratin filament.